UUUAACACCUGUGAUUCAGGUGAUCGGCUCAGUGUUGGUUUCCAGUUUUGGGGAAAACACAACUGAGCCGAUAUGGGCACUGGUGGUUUGAUUGGGACUUGUCUGAUCCUCAGUCUGUGCUUUAGUGUGCGGGUCAUCAGUGGAAGUCCAAUAGGUACUUCAACCAUAAACUGUGCUGCGCCGACUGAUCCUAUACAUGUGGGUGAAGUGGAAGAAGGGUAUUCAGGGGAGGUGGAGCUGCUGACAGGGAUUGUGGCAGGAACCAAAGUGAAGCUAGUGGACAGCUACUUUGCCAACCACACUCAGUAUCUGGAACUGAUCUUCACACCUGGGGACACCAGCGCAACAGUUCGGACUAAGAAACCGCUGGAUGCAGACACACUAACAACAAGUGCCAGCACCUUGUACUAUUCUGUCAUGUGUGAUGAUAUUACCAAGUACAACAACAUUCGGACGCUGAAAGUCAACGAUCUCAAUGACAACAGCCCAGUAUUUACCAAGGGCGUCUACACCACAACUAUCUCUGAGAUAACAGAAGUGGACACUACUGUUCUUCCAGUGAGAGCUGUGGAUGGAGACAGCACCUCGGCAAACAACAGAGUCUUCUAUACCUUUAGCCCAGCUUCAGACGACUUUCUUUUGACCAACUCAGGGGAUUUUAUUUUGAAGAGACGACUGAACUACAAUGUAGCCCAACAGUAUAGCUUCACCGUGACAGCCCGGGACAACUGGGGGCUGAAUGACACAGCCUCUGUGGUGAUUAACGUCAAGGAUUUUGAUAACUUGAAUCCCUAUUUCAGUCAAAAUCUGUAUCAAGCCUUUAUUCAAGAAAAUCAGGCUGGGCCUUUCGAUAGCAUUCAACCAGAGGCAAUAAAGGCCCAGGAUGGAGACACUGGGAUCAACGUGGCUUCAACAUAUAGCAUCAGUGCUGUGUCUCCAGAGGCAUAUCAAACCAACUUUGACAUUGACUCCAGCAGUGGAGUUCUGUCUGUGGUGACUGCCUUCGACAGAGAGGAAAUGGACACCGGUGUGAUCUCUGUCUUCAUCAAGGCGGCCCAGGCAGACGACAGUUUGAAGACAGCUGAUGCUGUGGUGUCCGUCACUGUUGAGGAUGUGAAUGACAACAGUCCAACAUUUGAUCAGCCCAACUACUCUGUAACGCUGCUGGAAAACUCUCCUGUUGAUGCUGUUCUGCUGAAAGCUGUUGUCAAUGAUCUGGACCAGGGAGGGUUUGUGGGAACUCUGGAGAUCCUUCCAGACUCUGCUCCUUUCUCUAUCAGCUCUGAUGGGACGAUCAGAGUGAAAGACUCCACAGCUCUGGACAGAGAAGCCACUGAGACGAUCACAUUUCAGAUUCAAGCAACGGAGGAAAAUCUGCCCCACAAUGUUGCCACGGCACCAGUCACUGUGACUCUCCUGGAUGAAAAUGACAACAGCCCCACAUUCACCAGCAGCAAGUACGAGGGAAAAGUGUUUGCCGAUCAGACGGUGGGACUGUCACUGGUCCAGGUCGUGGCAGAAGAUCCAGAUGCUGAUGUAAACGGCCAGGUCAAAUACUCUAUUGACUUUGGGAACAAUGAAGGAUACUUCUCAAUCAAUGAAAACACUGGAGAGAUCUCACUGGCUAAGACCAUCCCCCUGGUGGAAAACAAGAUUUUGGAGUUUCCUCUCUACGUAACAGCCAGAGAUGAGGGCGUCAUACCGCGUUCCUCUUCAGCACAAGUGAUAAUUCGAGCUCCUGGUGACUCAAAACCUCAGUUUUUACAAAAAAUCUACCGUGGCAAUGUAGAAGAAGCGCAAGAACCGGGAGUGGUGAUUCUUAGGGUUGACUUCCUUGCAAUAGCUGCUGAGAUUCCAGUGACUCUCCAAGUUGAAACAGAAGGCGACAAGUUUGCCAUCUCCCCCACUGGUGAAUUCACUACAAAGAUGGCGCUCGACUAUGAUGAUGCUCCACACAGCUACUCUGUGGAAAUCUCCAUCACUGACGGCAUCAACAGUGACAGUGCAGUCGUACAGGUUGAAGUCACCGAUAUCAAUGAUAACAGUCCUGUGUUUACCUCCAGUUCUGUCACAAAAUCUGUUCCAGAGGACGCAGACGUAGGAACCAGUAUUACUGCAGUUCCAGCUACAGACAAAGACAGUGGCUUCAACAAGGAGAUCAGAUACUCACUGAGAGAAGGAUUGGGGAGGUUUUCUAUUGAUCCUGUGUCUGGGAUGGUAAGUGUAGCUGCUGUUCUUGACAGGGAGACCCAGGCAGAGUACGACCUGCUGGUGGUGGCUGAAGAUCAGGGUCGUCCAGCCAGGUCAGCCACAGCCACACUGCUGAUCCAAGUAUCCGACAUCAACGAUAACGUUCCAAAGUUCUCUGAGGCCGAGUAUCAGGUCGAAGUCUUAGAAACGGAGGCAAUGGGUACAAGCUUGCUCAGCUUGUCAGCCACAGACUCUGAUGAAGGCGCCAAUGGGAGAGUUACUUACAGCAUUACCCAGCAGAGUCCUUCAUCAGAAGCUGCUGUGUUUGCGUUGGACUCCUCCAGUGGGACUCUGCAGCUGGUCCAGCCUCUGGACUACAGCAAGGUGAAGGUGUACAAUCUGAAGGUUCAGGCCUCUGAUGGGGGGACUCCCUCUCUAGUUGGGAGCGGCUCUGUGGUGGUAAAGGUGAAGGAUGUGAACAACAACCCACCAGAGUUCAGCAAGGAAAGCUAUGACGUCUCCAUCCCUGAGAACCUGGCCAGUGGUGCAUCUAUUCUGACUCUGGAGGUGACUGAUAAGGACGAGGGUGGAUUCUUAAAUGGCUACUUCCGCUACAAAAGUGAUACUUUUGACAUUAGCAAUCACGGCAUUGUCUCAUUGAGGAAAGACGUCACCUUGGACAGAGAGAAAACAGACAGCUACAUAUUACAGGUUGUGGCAGUAGAUCAGAUCACUAACGGUCUGAGCUCCACCGCUCAGCUCAACGUCACCAUCCUCGACUUCAACGAUAACGCUCCACAGUUCCCAAGUAUCCCUGACCCCCUGUGGAUCCCUGAGGGCGACUACUCAGAGGAAUCUCAAGGAGAAAUCUUCACCAUCGUGCCCACAGACGCUGAUCUCGGUGCCAAUGGAGAGGUCGUCCUCUCCCUCCCCUCCCCACAUCCACUCUUCAGGUUCAGAGAGGACGGGACGUUGCUGGCUGUUGGUCCUCUGGAUCGGGAGAGCAGGGACGCAUAUGACCUGGUUGUUAAGGCUUCGGAUAAAGGCGUCCCUCAGAGAGAGACCAUCACCACCAUCAGAGUGAGCCUCUCUGACGUCAAUGACAACAGACCUGAGUUCAGCUCCAGCAGCUACGUCAGCAGCAUCCUGCUGAAAGACGCAGAGGAAGGGAAGCUGCUGCUGACACUGUCCGCCACCGACCGAGACAUCGGGGACAACGGCAUCAUCACCUACAGUUUCUCUGCAGGAAGCUCUCCAUAUUUGGCCCUAAACAGUGACACUGGAGAAGUGACUUUGACCUCUGACCUUGCUGAUAUAACAGAAGACACCACGGUGGUGCUGACAGCCAUGGCCAAAGACCAAGGCCAGCCUCCUCUCGACUCCACGGCUCGUGUUGUGGUGAACCUGAGGGUUGUCAGUCUGGUGGAGAGCGUGGCCUUCCAAAGCUCCUCCUACAACUUCAGUUUACCUGAGAACCUGCCAGUGGGGGCGACGGUGGGAAAGGUCUGGGCCUCCUCAGGAAGCAACCUUUACGACGUGGCCUACGCACUGAAAACGUACACUGACCUGUUCUCCAUCGACACCAGUGGAGCCAUCCUGACUACUGCACAGCUGGACAAAGAAAAGCAGGAGUGGUACAUCCUGGACGUGGAGGCUGUGGACACACGGACUCCCCCUACAACAGCAAUGGCAACGGUCAGUGUUCAGGUGGAGGAUGUAAAUGAGCCUCCAUACUUUCCCCCUGAGGUUUAUGAAGCCUCUGUGUUAAGCAUUGCCCCGUAUAAAACUCCUGUCAUCACCGUCAAGGCUUCAGACCCUGAUGUUGGAGAGGAGGGUCAGCUGAUCUACAGUCUGUCAGCUGGCAGCUCAUACUUUGACGUGGAGGCUUCCUCAGGUCAGGUGUACGUGGUGUCAGCAGCAGAUGUGGAUGGAGACACAGUAACAGUGGAGGUGAAGGCCACAGACCCCCAAGGACUUUUCGCUACGGUCACGGUGAAGGUGGUGGUUCAGGGAAGUGCGAGCAGCAAUGACGUGGUGACCAUCUCACUCAAUCAGCCUGCUAAUACUGUGGAGAAUAAAAUUCCAGAAUUGGAGAAUGCUUUAGGUAAAGCUCUGGGCUGGACAGUGAACAUCAUCCAGGUGUCCAAUGCUAACAGAGGAGCCACUAAGUCCCGAAUGCUGAGAAACUCUGUGAAGACUUUGGUCAGCUUCAUCACCGAAGAAAAUGGAGAGACAGUUUCCUCUCAAAAAGUCAUAAAGAAACUGCAGAGCAAGUCGGAUGAAGUGAAGAAGGAGCUGGCUCAAGUGUUUGCAGACAUUGAUUUUGAUGUUGAGAUACCAAGCUCCGGCUCCGGCUCCAGCUCAGCGGUCAUAGCUCUGGCCGUCAUGUUGGCCCUGAGCAUCCUGGGAUUGAUCUUUGCUGUUAUCUUCAUCAUCAUCAGGUUCAAGAGGAAGGGCAAACCAGAGGACAAAGAGAGACUUUCCUUUAGCAGUCACACGAACUGGUCUGUGAACAUCACCGAACCAUCUGAGCGGAAAGAGACGAGGAGUCCAGAUGACGAGCAGCAGAAGACGGACAGACAGACAGAUGAAGAUGGGACGGACAGGGACAGCAUGACGGAUAAAAAGCACAGAGACAGUGACAGUAGUGGAAGCCAAACUUCUUAUGUCUGACCUGAACACAGCAGCUUUCUGUCAAACAGUCUGGAGUCUGCAGCGCCACCAGAAUAAUCACACACUAAUUAUUAGAAACAAGCUGCAUGAAGUCAUUUUCAUUCUGAAAUGGCUCAGAGCAUCACAAACUAAGCUUCUCUAAAGCUGUUUGCACACAAACCUGUACUUCCUGCUUUUUGUUCUUAGAUAAUAAGACUCUGCUUUAUUUAUUUCUUCAGUGACUGCUGAGGUUCAGAUCUGAGUACCCAUUGUGUGAUGUCUUCAUCUUUAAAGUAACUAAAGGAAGAAAAAAGUAUUAAAUGGAAAUAUUCAAGUAAAGUUCAAGUACUUCAAAACUGAAUUUAAUUACAGUAUAUAGUAUGAAUGUAUUUAAAUACUUUCUACCACUUCUCAUCCGUUACCCGGCAAUGUCACUAUUCAUUGUUGUGUUUCUGUCCCCCUGAUUAAUUAACGUUCACUCUCUUUUAGCUCUGUUUUUGUUCUCUAACACCUCCUGAGGGGAAUAUCUGGCUCUUUAACUGCUACAUUCUCCAUCAGCUAGUUUCUAAUUUGCACGUCUGCUGUUUGCUGCUAAAAAUGAAGCUACUGAGCACUGAGUUUUCACAUCAUUUCAUGUAUUAUAAAACAUCUGUACUAGUAGCAUCAAAUGGAGAUCACAAAAUGUAAUAAAAUGUUUCUUUCCCGUCAGAUGGGGUUAUCCAUAUAUGUAUUAACGGUCCGUGUACGGAUCUGGUAAUUGGAUUUUCCGUUCUGAAACGGGUAUUGAAAAACAAAAAACGAGUGGUUAUUUGAUUUUCGUUUUAAAAUACAAAAAUUUAAAUUGAAAUACAAGGCGGUUUUCCUUUUCAUGAUCAAAAAGGGAUAUACGAUUUUUUUUUUAAAUGCUUUGAUUUUCGUUUUAUAUUUAGAAUAACAAGAAAGUAAAAUCAGUAAGAGACAGAAACGAAAAAAGGUCAGUUUUUUCAUUUUCUGAGACCGGAAGUGGUCAUCAGCAAGUGUGGAGCCAAACGACAACAAGAUUCUCAGAGGGCGGAGCCAGAGAGCAGCGAUUGGUCAGACCAUAGAUAAUAGAGAAGACAGCGCGCUAGCGUGUCUAGUCUAUGUGUAUCUAUAUGAUCGGAACGUCUGGUAGCUUGUGAUGGCUGAUCGAGGCUUUGUUGAAGCUUCGACACUUCAUUCAAAACAUGGUUCAUUACUCGAGACACACAGUGCUCGAGUAGGACAUCUAGUGGUCAAUAAAAUGAAGUGCAAUCAAGACGUGGUCGUUGGUUCAUGGAUUGUUUUGGAUUUGAUUCGCCAUGCACACAUUCCUCUUUGACUACACUAGAUGAUUGUAUGGGUUCUAGUGGACACAAAAAUAAUAUUACUAGUAAUAAUAAUGACAAUAACUAUUGAGCAUGUUUCUUAUUUGCCAUGUUUGUCUGUAACCCUAUAUACUCUUCACUUAUAUUCUGUGUUAUGAAACAUUUAAACGGUGCUGCUACAUUCAUGCUCUACAAAUACAGACUGAUGUCAUUUUCACAUGGGGCUGGUGCAAAUAAAGAUUAUAUGGAUUAUUAUGGAUUUUGGCAAAGUAUGUCUUGGGGUUUAUUGGUAAAGAGGUCAGUAAAGAGGGUGUGUUUAUAUAACUGGUUAUGAGUUUUUAUUGAGAAAUAAUUUAUCAACAGUUUUGGGACUUGCUUGUGCUUGUGACAUAGAUGACUGCUGCUUGGCAUUCUUUAUGUUAAUUGUUGUGCAUUCUGUUAUUAAACGUUCUUUCACACUG
Molecule: messenger RNA, 6628 nt
Organism: Amphiprion ocellaris (clown anemonefish)
Lineage: Eukaryota; Metazoa; Chordata; Actinopteri; Pomacentridae
Product: cadherin-23
Exons: 30
Coding region: 73-4863 (1596 amino acids)
Biological process (GO): adherens junction organization; multicellular organism development; calcium-dependent cell-cell adhesion
Cellular component (GO): adherens junction; catenin complex; plasma membrane
Molecular function (GO): cadherin binding; calcium ion binding
Source: RefSeq, a predicted model, not a curated record